CCACAUUAACAUUUGGCGCCGUAUUUGACGCGGGAUUUUACAUUAGGUCUUGUCUGCAGCUGCGGUCGACAAAUCCGGCUCAGUUGUGCAAGGGAGCGGGCUCGUCGAUGCUGUGAACAAAGCAAGUUGUCUGCUAGACAAGUUCUCGGCACUACAGUUUUUCUUUGAACACAAAUUGUCUACUUGUUACGUCUCCGGCUGCUGUCUGUAUUUUUGAAGUACCCUACGAUAUACUGGUUGUCAAGAUCACCAUGUAUGUUCAAAAACGAGGCGGCCGCAGAGAAAGUGUUCACUUUGACAAAAUCACUUCAAGAAUCCACAAACUGUGCUAUGGCUUACACAAGGACUUUGUUGAUGCGGCUGCAAUUACCUUGAAGGUCAUCAAUGGCCUGUACCCGGGAGUGACUACUGUCGAGCUGGACAAUCUGGCAGCUGAGACAGCAGCCACGAUGACCACCAAACAUCCUGACUACGCCAUAUUGGCUGCUCGUAUCGCCGUGUCAAACCUUCACAAGGAAAGCAAGAAAUUGUUCAGUGAUGCCAUGACGGACUUGUACAACUGGGUGAACCCAAAGACUGGUAAACAUUCUCCCAUGAUCUCAAAGGAAGUCUACGAGAUCAUUCAGAAAAAUGCUGAUAGGUUGAACUCUGCUAUCAUCUACGACAGAGACUAUUCAUACAACUAUUUUGGCUUCAAGACCCUAGAAAGAUCUUACCUUCUCAAGAUUGAUGGAAAAGUGGCAGAAAGACCCCAGCAGAUGCUGAUGAGAGUUGCUGUGGGAAUCCACCAAAAUGACAUCACUGCCGCUAUUGAGACCUACAACCUCCUGUCAGAAAAAUGGUUCACACACGCUUCGCCAACUCUGUUCAACGCCGGCACAAACAGACCACAGUUGUCCAGUUGUUUCCUGAUUGCCAUGCACUCUGACAGCAUCGAAGGCAUCUACGAUACCCUGAAACAGUGCGCUCUCAUCUCCAAAAGUGCUGGGGGCGUUGGGCUCCACGUGCACUGCAUCAGAGCUGCUGGAAGCUACAUUGCGGGGACAAAUGGAACGUCUAAUGGUCUGAUUCCUAUGCUGCGAGUCUACAAUAACACAUCAAGAUAUGUGGACCAGGGAGGAAACAAGAGGCCUGGAGCGUUUGCCGUUUACCUGGAGCCAUGGCAUGCCGACAUCUUUGAGUUCUUGGACCUGAAGAAGAACACUGGUGCUGAGGAGCAGAGGGCCAGGGAUUUGUUCUACGCCAUGUGGAUCCCGGACUUGUUCAUGCGCAGAGUGGAAGAAAAUGGAGACUGGACUUUGAUGUGUCCUCACGAGUGCCCAGGCUUGGCUGAUGUGUGGGGGGAAGAGUUUGACAAACUGUAUGAAAAGUAUGAGAAAGAAGGAAAGGGCAAGAAGACCAUGAAGGCCCAGAAGUUGUGGUACGCCAUCAUUGAGUCACAGACGGAGACAGGAACUCCGUACAUGUUGUACAAAGACAGCUGUAACCGAAAGUCCAACCAGCAGAACCUGGGCACCAUCAAGUGUAGCAACUUGUGCACAGAGAUUGUGGAGUACACCGCUCCUGAUGAGGUUGCCGUCUGCAACUUGGCUUCGAUUGCUUUGAACAUGUUUGUGAAACCCGACAAAACUUUUGACUUUGAGCGUCUUCAACACGUCACCAAAGUUGCGACUCGCAACUUGAACAAGAUCAUUGACAUCAACUACUAUCCUGUUCCUGAGGCUAAAAAUUCCAACAUGCGUCACCGUCCCAUCGGGUUGGGAGUUCAGGGUCUUGCUGAUGCUUUCAUCUUGAUGAGAUUCCCUUUUGACAGCCCAGAGGCCAAGCAGCUGAACAAGGAGAUCUUUGAGACGAUUUACUUUGCUGCCCUGGAUGCCAGUUGUGAGCUUGCAGAAAAAUUAGGACCCUACGAGACAUAUGAAGGCUCUCCUGUCAGCAAAGGCAUCCUGCAACACGAUAUGUGGGGCGUUAAAGAGGUGACGAAACUGGACUGGGCUGGACUCAGGCAGAGAAUUUCUAAGUUUGGAAUCCGCAACAGUCUUCUCCUUGCCCCCAUGCCAACCGCUUCGACAGCUCAGAUUUUGGGAAACAAUGAGUCUAUUGAGGCCUACACCAGCAACAUCUACACACGCAGAGUUCUCUCAGGGGAGUUCCAGAUUGUCAACCAACACUUACUGAAAGAUCUGACAGAGCUGGGAUUGUGGGAUGAAGAUGUCAAGACUCAAAUGAUUGCUGCUGGAGGUUCCAUCCAAGGAAUUGAGUGUAUCCCUGAUGAUCUGAAGGCUCUCUACAAAACUGUCUGGGAAAUCAAGCAAAAGGUGGUUCUUGAAAUGGCAGCUGACCGUGGUGCUUACGUUGACCAGAGCCAGUCACUGAAUAUUCACAUCGCUGAACCCAACUAUGGGAAGCUCUCCAGCAUGCACUUCUAUGCCUGGAAGCUGGGCCUGAAGACAGGAAUGUACUAUCUGCGCACCAAGCCAGCGGCACAAGCUAUUCAGUUCACUGUGGACAAGGCACGUCUUUCAGAGACCAACAAAACCAACACACCGAAGAAAGAAGCGGAGAAAGCCACUGUGCAGAAGGGCGCAUCAUCAGAUGACAAAGAAAAUGAAAGUGUAAAGAAAGAGAAUGAGAAGAACAAGAAUAUGGCUGUGUUGGCAUGCUCGCUGCAGAACAAGGACGAUUGUUUGAUGUGUGGAUCGUAAGAGUGUGCCGGGGGUGGGGGCGUGUUGUCUGUUUUGGUUUUGCAUGAUAUUCAUACUUGUGCUGUUUGUUUUGUUUGUAAUCUGUUUUAAAAGUGUCGUCAUGAUACAUUUACUUUUGUUUAGCGUAGGAUCUAAUUAAAAAAGCACGACACGACUCUCAUCAAGGUCAUCUAAAUUGAUGGUACCCAGGUACGUAUGUGUUAAUCUUUGAUCUUACUUCUCCUGGGGAGUCAAAACUUGCGUGUUUUGCUUGAGCCAGUCUUUUAACAAGAUGUGUUGAAGGAAUGUCUGUAGGCAGCUUCAUAUAGUUUGGUAUCUCUCAAGUUUCAAAAAGGAAAUUAAUUUUUAAAAUGCUCAUAUAGGACCUGGUUUGUGUUACAGUAAGGGUAUUUUUUAAAAACCAGUAUCAAUCAUUGAUAUGAUGAUAUUCAAUUAUUCCUGUAAUGCAAUGGAUUUUCCCCCUUUUGUUGUAUCUCCUCACGGCUAGCUGCAGUAGUCGGCUGUAUUGCCUGUAAGUUGUGUAUGGUUUGUGUAAACAGUAAAAUUGUACAUAGGUUUGAAAAAUGUUGUAUAAAUUUAGGCUACUGAUCUGAAUACCAUUUUCAUUCUCAAAUUUUAUGCGUUGUGUUCAUUUAUAAUCUUCACGCGCAUUGUUAAUUGGGGUCGCCAUAGUUUCUCUAACAGCUUUGCCCUUUUGUCAUAUGAAACUGUUAGAUUUCCUGUUGGUUUUUUCAGUGAUAAAUCAUCUUGAUGAUGAGUGAUUUUAGUUACUUAGCUUUUUGUGUGUGUAUUUUGUACUGAAAAUGAUUUGUUUUCUUUCUUUAUUUGCUCAACAUUGAAAUUUCUUUCUUUGUCGAGUCUUGCUCUUUCCUCCAUAACAUCAUUCUUUGUACUGUACCAUCUAUCAUUUUGUAGAACACUCACAAACACAAUAAAGUUUAAAUAUCUGAAACCUGA
This is a messenger RNA of Aplysia californica (California sea hare), 3662 nucleotides long. Its product is annotated as ribonucleoside-diphosphate reductase large subunit. Gene Ontology annotation, biological process: DNA replication; deoxyribonucleotide biosynthetic process. The record is from RefSeq and is a predicted model, not a curated record. Gene Ontology annotation, cellular component: ribonucleoside-diphosphate reductase complex. Gene Ontology annotation, molecular function: ribonucleoside-diphosphate reductase activity, thioredoxin disulfide as acceptor; ATP binding. Bases 252 to 2705 code for a protein of 817 amino acids. Lineage: Eukaryota; Metazoa; Mollusca; Gastropoda; Aplysiida; Aplysiidae. The transcript has 18 exons.